Messenger RNA from Astyanax mexicanus (Mexican tetra), 2537 nucleotides. It is a transcript of the gene zfyve19, whose product is annotated as zinc finger, FYVE domain containing 19. Bases 256 to 1563 code for a protein of 435 amino acids. Lineage: Eukaryota; Metazoa; Chordata; Actinopteri; Characiformes; Acestrorhamphidae. Gene Ontology annotation, cellular component: centrosome; midbody; cleavage furrow. Gene Ontology annotation, molecular function: metal ion binding; phosphatidylinositol-3-phosphate binding. The record is from RefSeq and is a predicted model, not a curated record. Gene Ontology annotation, biological process: mitotic cytokinesis checkpoint signaling; abscission. The transcript is spliced from 11 exons.
UGUGUUUUCCUUCCUUAAACAUGUAGCUACAGUAGGACCUAGGCUGAAAUGUCUGCAUUUUCAGGCCUCGCUAGUGGUUUAAAUGUUAAUUUGGUGAUAAUUAAUAUAAAUAAAUGUGAAUAUUAGUGAAUAAUAGUUACAUUUAUGUAGCUCGUUACGGCUUAUGUUCUCUGAACUGUUUGUUUAUAAAUGUGGACAGUCUUUUCAGUGUAACUUAACGUUUAAUCAGAUAUAGUAGCUUAUUAAUUAUCAGCUAUGAAUAACCGCUGUUAUGGCUGUGCGUCAAAGUUCACUCUCUUCAAGAAAGAGAUGGGCUGUAAAAACUGCAGCCGCUCGUUCUGUUCAGGCUGUCUGGAGUUCAGUGCUCUGGUGCCCCGGUUCGGUAACACUCAGCAGAAGGUGUGCAGGCAGUGCCACGGGAACCUCACCAGUAAUGGAAAACAGAAUGAUGCUGCAAGAUGGUCUCCACCUGAAAACUAUAAAAAACGAGUUGCUGCUCUUGAAGCCAAACAAAGUCAACCUCCGAAUCAACCCCAAAGACAGAACAGUGGGAAGAACUGCAUAUCCGCUCCUAUUUCAACAAAAGGUUUGAGUAAGGAGGACCGAGUUAUCGCAGAAAGACUUCAGAAGCUGAAGGAGGAAACAAAGCCAAAGUCCAUACCGUCUGAGCGGGAGAUUGAGUCUCGCCUCGCUGCUUUAAAAGCUCCAGACCAGCCGGUGCCUUCAGCUCAGGACAUGGAAGAUCGAUUAGCUGCCUUACAAGGAAAGCCCCCUCCCUCCCAAGCACCACCUCCAGUUCAUCGGCCACCUGAUACCAGGACUCAGACUGAACAGGCCAGUGACUUACUCACGCAGAUGACUGAGGAAGUUGCCAUUGACAACCAGCAUUCUCCAGAGGCUAAUAACCCAGAGGCUCCUGCCAGUCCUCUGAACGAUCUCAACAAGCUGGAGUCCGGGACGGAGAACCUGGAAGAUGAGCAGCUGUCCCUGAAGAAGCUGGAGGAGGAGAAGAGUCGUCUCAUGGCUGAGGCCAUGGAUGAGCUGAAAUGUGAGGAGCAGAAUCAGGAGCAGCUUCUUCAAAUGGCCAAAAGGCUGGCUGUGCUGCAGGGACGAGACCCGGCCAAAGUUACUGUGGCAGACAUCCAGCAUCCUGAGAGUGAUGAAGAAAAUGAGGAGGAAGCGAUUGGCAGAGUUAUAAAAAGGCUGUCAGAAGAAGCUGCUUUAGACGAGGCCAGUGGAUAUAACAUCCCUCCAGAGCGAAGCGGGCCAGAAAAUAAGGAACCGUCCAAACCCAAGAAAACACAGUUUCCAGCUCAGUCAUCUAAAUCCAGACCUUCUGCUACUGCGUUCGUGAGGCAGAGCUCAGACAGUGAGGAGGGUGAUGAUGAGGAAGAGCUGCCGUGGUGCUGCAUCUGCAACCAGAACGCCACCAUUCGCUGCCACACGUGUGACCGGGACCUGUUCUGCAGCCGCUGCUUUAGGGAAGGCCAUGACAAAUAUGACAGAAAAGAACACCAUACAUCCAGUUAUAGCGCCCCCAAAAAAGCCAAGAAGAAGACAUGACCGUCAAAGUGUUGAUAUUGUCUGUAUGUAACAGUGAACUUGUACAGUAGUACAGUAGUCAAAUCCAAACCCAAGGUGAACACGGUUUCUCAUUGACUAGACUAGCCAAAGUAGGUUGCUAAUUUACUUAAAUAUAUAAGUGUAGGGACUCAGAGGUGUCCAGGGUAAUUCAUAAUCAUCUAACCACUUGCAGUAGUAUACUAAAUAUAAUAUAAUAUAUAUUUUUUUCCUUUUGGUUGGAUUUUUUAAUAUGAAAAAGCAAGAAGCAAGAAUCAAACUGAUUAUACGUAAGGUCAAAAUAUACAUACAGCAUAAAUAAUAUGUAUAAAAAUGCAUAUUUAAUAAAUUUUCUUGCCAGAAGAUAGCUGAUCUACGGCCGCAGCACAUCAGUGCCAAUAUUACACAUUAUAGCACGAACCUCCAGUAAAAAAACAUUAUUAAAAAAAGUGUUCUAAACCGCAUAAAAUUUAAAUGUAAAAAUAAGCUCCUGUUUUGCCUCGUCUGCUCUAGUACUGUGUUUUCCAGUGCAGUGAGCGGAGCUAAGCUACUGUUUCUUUGGCUGGUAAACUUUUGCAGUGGCUGGUUCAUGGUCUAUUCUGAUGGAAAAAUGAUGGGCAAAAAAAUUUAAUGGACACAGGGUCUGAAAUUAUUAAGUAAUAAUCAAUGUGGCUUUUGUGUAUUUUUGACUAUGUAUGAAUGUGUAAUGCGUUGGUUCAGCUUGUCAGCACUACUAUUAUCUGAUACUUUCACCAUGAAAUAGAUUUGUGAGUCAUACUGACUUUCCAUAAUUAUUAAAUUAAAAAUAAAGAAAGAAAAUGAUUUGUUUUCACUUAAUAAGACAAACAGAUUUCCUUUACUUCUGCUUAGCCAUGCUGUGGUGCUUUCUAAAUAUUGUGGCCAAAGAAAUGUUUGACUAUUGGUAAUUAAAGCAGUGCACGAGAGUCGUUUAUCUUAAAAUUAUGGAUUUUUUUUUU